AUGCCUGCGUCAGAAAAUCCGGGUCCGCCCACGCGCCCGUCGGCAUCUGGUGCCCCCGCCGAUGCAGUCAACGCGUCCGAUGCGCCCUCGCUUUUGAGCGAAGUUGUAGGCCCUCUUGUACGAUCAUACAAGAAAAGCAAGAAAGAUGCUUUUCAACCGGCUAUUGUGGCACAGCAACUGGCCGAGGGUGCCAAUCGUCUGGCGAUUCUACAAGCGCAAGGCGCAUGGCAGGAUCUGACCGAUGCUCUUGAAAAGUGGGACGAGAAGCGAACUUCCAACCUGGCUCGGGUAGUAGCCCAUUUUUUGAAAUCAUGCUGGCAAAACAUUGAGACCGCCAACAACAGCUUGCCAGCCUCCCGGCGCGCUCCUGAUUUGGCGGCCCGUAUCCUCCAUGUGAUUUGGAAUCUGGAUGAGAGGCGCCUGGAAACCAAAGAAGAUCAAAUCGUUUCGCAGGUCGACAAGGCCAAUUUGUCCAUUAUGCGACUAAUCAGCCGUGCCAGCCUGCUCCGAGGCGUCAAUUUGGUCACUACUCCCCUGUCCCAAGCGUCGUCUGCAGCCGACCUGUCCAUGGAUGAUUCGAUGCGUAUCACUUGGUCACCCUUGGCUUUGUACGAAGAUAUUCCAUCCAAGCUUCACGCACCCAUUCUACAUCGCCUCACUAAUAAAUUUGCCGUCUAUCAGCCCAAAACAAAAGCACUUGAGCAGCUCGAAGAACAAGUUGCAGAGAGCAGUAGCGCCACUGAGGUGUAUGGCGGCACGGCCACCACCAUUGAAUUGGUCUUGGAGCGUUUCCCAGAAGCAGCUCAACCAGUCGCUGACCUCCUCGCAAGUGGCGCCCGCUCGGGGCCAAGCUUGCAGAGCUUUUUUUCGCGUCAUCUACACGAACGCAAGCUGCUUCAUGCGUGUCUCCAAACGGCUGUUGGCAGUGAGAUUGCUGCCAUCUUGUUUCAAAAAGGCUGGAAUGAUCGACAACGCUGGAUGUCCUUUGACGUGGCCCUGCAAGGUGUGCACGAAGGCAAGGUGGAACCUCGAGCUGCCUCAAACUUUGUCGCUGUGUUUGUCUCGCCACUUGAGCGCCGCCUGCACAAGCUGGCGCAGGAAGAGCGCCGGCUGGAAACCGGCACGGAGACCAACCACGAUGUGCUCACCGAGCUGGACAACCUUGAGGAGGAGGACAUUGACGGGGACGUCCAUCACAAGCACGAAGCGCCUUCUGCUCUGAAACUGCAUGAGCUUGAACCACUUGAUGCUCUUGAGCUUGGGUGGGUAAAAGAUAGAUGGAUGCAUCAAAACCCGCCAGUGCUGUGCGACCAUUGGCUUGCUCUCUUCGCGAUUUGCUGCGACGAUGAGACGAGAUAUCUGCCAACCUACCUGUGUCAGCUGUUUCAGGAUGAUGCAGAGCUUGGCCCCUUGAUCCUUACUUCCAUUGCCCAUCGCUUAUCAAAAUUGGAUCUCCGGGUUGUACAUCGCCUGCUGAUUGGAGUCAACGAGUCGGCUUCGAUUCAGUAUCGCGAAGAAAUGUCUCGACUUGCUCGCCUCGUGCUAGCACAUCUCGCGCGCCCCGACGCACAUGCAGACUUUGCAGCAACGGACUUGGCGGUAACAGCCGCAAACUACCUUUACCAAACACACAAUGCGCUGAACCUGAAGCCCGAAGCGCUUCUUGCGUUGCAGUCCUGCAUCAAUUCCGUGCUUCAACAGCGUGAGGAGCUGUCUUAUGUUCACUUGGGCAUCCUUUUGCUUGCAGAGCGCGUCGAGCAACUAGACGCUACGGAAGCAGCCUUGCUUAAAGCCGCGAUUAAGAUGUCGACUUGGUCUGGCUCGGACGACAUACCCGUACACAAAGCUUUUUUGACAGCCAUUGAACGGUUGGGGGUGCACGGCCCCACGAGGGGCAUAGCGGAUGCUAUACAAGCCCUCAUCGCACAGCUUCUACACGUUGAAGGUGUCAAUACUAACCAUCUGCUGUGGCAAGCAAUGGAAGUCCUGUGCAAGGCAAACGCUGCUGACAUCUACAAUGCGCUCAAUGCUGACCCGCAUUUUCUUCUCCUCCUGUCGCGCCUUGCCUUUGAGGACUGGGCUGGUGUUCGCUCGUCCACUGUCUGCUCUCUUUUCAGUCAUCAUCUGACCCGCAAGCCCGCUGCAGGACAAUCCCCUCCACAAGGUUCUCCUGCCAAUUUGGUCAAGAGCAUCGCAAACGUGCAAUUCGAUGAUCGGGCUCUCUUGACCCACGCCGGCUGCUUGACCUUUGAGGAUGUCGUCAAACCCCUGCAGGGCUUAGGCUGGAACGAAGAGGAGUAUGCUUCCUACUGCCGUCGCGCAGGAGUGCAGCUAGAGCCUUUGGAGCGCAGCGAGCUCACUUUGGAACACCUUCGACAGAUCGUCUUUGGACUGGCGCACUUUCGACGAGUGCUGCUCGAGGGCGAAACCGGUACAGGCAAAACCCACAAGACACUGCACUGCGCGCACAUUGGGCGGCAGGUGAUUUUGCGCUUUAAUGGAUCGCGCAACACGACCGUGGAGGAUUUGAUGGGACGAAUCACGAUGAACGAUGAAGGAAGCUUCGUGUUUGCUCCAGGCCCAGCGCUCUUGGCCUUUGCGCAUGGCUAUUGGUUUUAUUUUGACGAGGUCAAUCUCGUGCCCGAAUCAGUUGUCGAAGUGCUGGAGCGCUUGUAUGGGAAAGAUGUCAACAUCGCUACAUAUACCAAGCAUUUUCCUAUCGAGCAUGCUCCGUCACUCACAACGGGCGCUGCUUUUCCCGUUGACACGGAUGGUUGCCUUGAAAUGACCAGUCGGCAUGCCAAAUUCCGCAUCAUAUGCGCUCAAAACCCGGCUGGUGAGCGGUACGCUCGUGAGACGCACAGCCAAAGUCUGCGCAGUCACUUUCAUGCGAUUGAAAUCAAUUGGGGUGGAACCGAGGCGCAGCGCAAGUCUGAAUUUCGUGCCCUCAUUCAACCGACUGUUCAGGCAACGGAGCAUCUUGACCUAAACGAGAAACAACAAUUCGUCGAAGAGCUUGUUGACUAUCAUUUCUUUGUGACCAACAGCCGUGACGAUCUGCAGCAGCUUGAACUAAAGCAUGGGCUUGUGUCUGAGCACCCACACUACAUGGAAUUCACUGUCCGUGAGUUGAAGCGAGCUGCCGUAGCCUUUCGGGACCUCAUUCAGGUAAAAGGCUGGAACGAUGGCAGCCGCACCAUCUUGCUAGCCGUGGUCAAGACACUGUACGGGGCUCGUCUACAGUCCACCCAGGCUCAAGAUCAUAUUGCCCCAGAACCGUUCUUUGCCCUGUUGACCAACAGCCAUAAUGCCCAAGAACCUAUGCCGGAGCAGCAAGAGAAGUGUGACAUUAGCCUCCACGCUGAUACGGUCUUGAUCGGUGGUAUCCCCUUGCCCAGACAGCAUCAAACAUCAGAUCACCUCAGGGAUGCGGCCCAAUGUGAGCAGGAGCAAGAGCAAGCUGUGCGCUUGGCAAAUGCCGCAUAUCAUGUCGUGGCCACUGAAUUGCUUCGACCAGAGGUGUGGCAAACCUUUGGCCUUUACGACAUUGGCAACUCAAGCGCCAAGCAGGAUUUGAUCUUGGCAGUCAAGCGACAGUUGGCGAACAAGGCCACCCUAACCUGUGCACUAGCCCAUGCGCUGGAGACAUCCAUUCUGCUCAAGAUUCGUCACGGCGCUUUGCGUAACCAGCUCUUUGAGCUCGUGGCAGCGGCCAUGAACGACCAGGGUGACUUGCAGCUAAUUCGGUGCCCUGGCCUUCAACCUCUUGAGCGCCUCUCCAUCCAGGCCCUUGCUCCAAUCACUGUCGAGGAUAUCUACCCAACCUUGCGCACCAUGGCAGUUGCCAUUUAUCUUGAUGUGCCCAUCCUGCUUUGUGGAAGUGCGGCCGGGAAGCUGACUGCUGUUCGUGCCAUGUCUGCGCUUCUUGGUCGCGACUGGACGCAACUGUAUCUCACCGCCCAAACGACUGUUGAGGACCUGGUCGGCUUGGCCGUGCCGUCUGGAGACGGACAGGAGAUGAUUUGGCAUCGAGGUCACCUGGUACGAACCCUGGUCCAUGGUGGCAAUCUAGUCCUCAACAACCUGCUACAAGUGCCAACCACUGUCCUUGAGCGUAUGAACCCCGUCUUUGAAGGAAAGGCGAAAUCUUUUGUGGAAACCGAACGCGGCUCGACCAGCCCAAUUGCAUCUCAAGACAUGAGCAUUCAUGCAAGUUUUAUCGCCAUCGUGGAGCGACGUACUCAAGCAUUGACACCGUCGUUUGGCAACCGGUUUUGCCAAAUUUGCGUCAGAGACAGCCCCUGCUCGGAUCGCAUUUUAAGGUUGAGCAUGGGUCAUGCGCUACAUCGCUCCGUUCCAAGUGACCCUGACGUGGUCCAGGCAUGCCAAGAGCUCCAAAAGAUGCAGUCAAAACUCGGUCUAACUCUUCACCAAACGGUCUUGAUUGCGGGAGGGGCCUUGCGCCUGAGCCAGCUGAGCUUGGAAGGUGUUUGUCCCUGGUUGCCCUCAUCCGCACUCGAAUGCGUCCAGGUUUUGGAGUUCUUGCUUGAUCCUGGCCGCAUCUCUGAAGACUCGCCCGUUGAUGUAUUGAAGCCUGUGAGCGCCUGGAUGGACACAUCUCUUGAGCCCAGCUUUUUUGUGGACGAACGAGAAACACCCAUUGUCUAUAACAAUGCCAAUCGUGUUCUUUUGGCCUUUCUGGCUGCACUGCCAAGUAUUUUCGAAGGAGAUCAAGCCGUCGGCAAGACUGCGACCGUCACUGCACUUAUGAGCCGGCUUUACGGAAGCCAAGAGCUACCGCUCCGUCAAACGAACAGCGGCAACACUCAUGCCGCAGACUACAUGGGUGCAUGGGACAUUCAAGCUGGCACGCGCUUCUUUUACCGCCCUGGCCCGCUUCUCUCAGCCCUUGCCGAAGGACGCUGCUUCAACAACGACGAGAUAAAUCUUGCAGACGGGGCAACGCUCUGUCAAAUCCUUGUCCCACUUCUGGAUGGUGCAAGUGUGGCUCUGUCAGAUGGGACCAAGGUCUCAGCCAAACCUGGUUUUGCCUUUUUUGGAUGUCAGAACCCCACCUCAUUCGAAGGUCGCAAAAAAAUUCCAUCAAAGUUGGCCGCGCGGCUCUUUACAAUUGGCUUUGCGUCCCUGUCUGAGAGCGAGCUGACUGCCAUUGCACGCAGCUACAACCGUGAUGCCAGUGAGCAGCUGCUCGAAGCGCUUGCCCGGCUGCAGAUUAUGCUGCGCGAACACCCACAGCUCAGGGGCGACCCGGCGUUCACCGUGCGCGACCAGAUUCGACUGCUAAAGCGCAGUGAAAUGACGGCAAGCCGCCGCGCAGAGGCAUCACACGUCAUCCUUGCCACACACACCGCAGCCCUCUUGGCUGCUCGUUCGCGUACCCCCGACAGCGUUUUUCCAGUGGUUGAAGAGGCAUUUAGACUCAAGAUUGCCAACGAGGUCGUCAGCCUCAAGCCCUAUUGGAACGAUCUUCAAAUGGGAACCCAAACGUGUCACUUUGCAUACGAAGGAGCCGAGUUAUGCUUGCCUGGCUCGGUCUUGCGCCUACCCAUUGAAAUGGCCAGCGUGCAUCGUGAAAGACCGAUUCACAGUGACUACUUUCAGUUGCUUGCUAGCGUGCAAAGUCGAGAAAACCCUUUGCUGUUUGGCCCCACCAGCAACAAGUCGCUUCUCAUCGAGCAGUUAGCAUCAGACCUGGGCUUGCCGCUGCAGGUGCUCGUGAUUUGCAAGGGCACCACGACCGAGGACCUGUUGGGCCGUACCCUUCCAAGUGGAUGUGCGGACAUGCUUGAGGCCGUCAUGUGUGACUUGAUUGACACUGGACUCUUUGACUCGGACGAUGAAAGGCGCUGGCAUCGCCUCAAAGAACUGCUUGACUCCUCAAACCUUUUAGAGGAAGAAUUACCCGAGCAGCUGAUCAAAGAACUAUCUUCAUUGAGCAUGGCGGCCUCGAAUUUGUCAAACGACGCCACCGCACGACGCUCUAGUGCUUCUUCGGCACCAUCCUUUGAUGGCGAGGCCGAACUUGAUGACCUCUCUGAGUCUAACCCGGAUUCUGAUUCUGAUUGGGAAUCAAGUUCAGAGUCCAACUCAGAGCCGGGCUUAGAUCACUCGCCAUCUGAGCCCGACUCUGAAGCAAGCGAGGCUCUUGAGUCCGGUGGUGAGUUAGAUGCCACAUCCCAUCUCUGGGAGGCAGCUUCGGACUCUGCAGGAAGCUUAUCAUCUGACGACCAACAAACACGCCAAACGCUGUGCAUAUUGCGCUAUCGCGUUUUUGCCAGCCUGUGUACAGAGCUUGAUCAGGCCCUCGUCGCAUGGCAAGAUCAGCCAGUCAGAACUAGGCAACAAAAACUUCUACAAUGUGCUCAGCAAGGACUCGCUGCCAUCAAGGAGCAAAACAUUAGCGCUGCAAGCUUGGACAGCCCUCGGUUCAGGUUUGUGGACGGCCCUGUCAUCCACACUCUGCGGCGGGGUGGGGUCCUGCACCUUAAAUACAUUGAUGAGGGUGACUCGGCAGUCAUCGAGGGACUCAACUCUCUCUUUUCCCGUGAGCGUGUACUUGAAACCCCUGCUUACGGCCCGUUGAGCAUGGACUCGGAUGCUUGCAUCGUGUGCACGGUCAACACCACUCGCCACAUUGCAGACACAACGAUCAGUCCUGCCCUUCUUUCACGUCUGUCCCCGAUUCGAAUUGCGUCACAAACCAGUCACUCGUUGGCUCCGUCGCUGACUCAGCUUGUCAUGAUGGGGGCCGGUUUGGAAAAGGCUGAAGCAGAGAACAUCGUUGAUGUUGUUUUUGCCGAACUACAUCGGGGCGGAGAGACUGGGCACAUUGAUAGCCGGCAGGCCCGACGCUUGGUGAGCACAUUCCUGGCGUUGCAUCAUGCCAACAACGGCGGUUGGUCAGCUGCAACGGUGACCAAGGAAGCAGUCGCUGCCAUCUGUGAUCACAAAAGUGAUGAUUCACCGCAUGGCAUGUCUAGCACCGCUGCCCAACUUCGUGCACAUCUCGGUGAACCGUGUGAUAUUGACCCCGCCGCGCUCGACGCACAUGUGCUGACCGAUCAGGUGGCUUUGAGUCCUAGUGUCGAUGGCUAUCGCGCCGUGUACCAAGUUUGCAUACCAGUUGGACCUGAUGCGACUUCUCCGCCGCGCCUACCUCAUACCCCGGCAGGUAAUGAGCAGACGUAUCGCUUGGCUCGGCUGCUUGCUAGCGGCCAAGCACCCUUGCUACUGGGACCCUCGGGUGCCGGUAAGCAAGCUCUCAUGCGCGAUUUGGCCGGGUUUCUGGGCUAUUCUUUUGAGGUGCUAACAAUCACACCAGGCACUGCUCCAGACGAACUCUUCGAGUCGUAUGAGCAGUCAAACCGUGGGGGCUUUGUCAAACGCCUGGGCCCAGUGCUCUCUUGCCCCAAGCAACGCCAUUUUUUGAUGCUGAGAAAUGUGCAUUUGGCUAGCGCCGAUGUUGUGGCACGCCUCGUCCACCAUGUGGAAAAUCUUCCACCAGCUGAGCGCCUGUUGAUCUCAGCGAGUGCCUCAAAUGUGCGACAAGUACCCAAGGCAUUGUUCAAGGCAUUUGUGCCGAUUGAUAUUGCACCUGCACUUGACCAUUGCACAAGCACAGAAGAAAUCGAGCAUUUGCUCAAUGCACUAACAAAUUACAGCAGUGAUACCCGUGCUUCGAUGGCCCGCAGCUUGCAGGCAAUCUUUGCUUUGGCCACUCCCGAUGCCGUUAAAGGCCGACGCAUGCCCGCCUUCUCUUUUCGUCAUGUUCAUCAGCUUUUGAGUCUGUUGUCAUCGUUGACGCUGAACACUGCUUUUGGAACAGGCGCGCUCAAUGAGGGCACCCCGAUCGUGUCCCGCGAGCACUUGCGCAUGGCUCUCGAAAUGGUGUUUGCCAGUGGAGGGCUGGGCACCGCCCUCGUUGCGCCUGUUAUUGCUCAGCAUUUUCCGGACAUAACAACGGAACAACGUCGCCAAGCUUUAAGCGAAAUUGGCAUUCGACCCGAUCCAGACAGCCGGUGUUUGCGUCUGGGGUCAAUUUUCUUGCCCAAGGGGCACGGGACAGAUAACGUCCCCUCCAUGCCUCGUGGCUUGAGCAUGACGGCGGAUGAUGCCAUGAUUUUGCAAGAUUUGGCUUUGGCCGUACAAAGUCAAAUUGGUGUCAUCUUGAGUGGUGGCGCUGCUGCUGGGAAGGUUCUGAUGGUCAAGGCACUGGCACACAUGGCUCAGCGCCCCCUCAUCGUUGACACCCUGACAAGCGCUACCGAGGCUCAGGAUUUAUUUGGUCAGCUGCACGCAAUUCCCGGUCACCUCCGGCUGGCCCAGCUCAUCCAACGCUUCCGACAAAGGCUACAACAAUCUUUCGUCGGGCUCUUGAAUGAACAUGAGCGAUUUUCUAACGACGUUGGAAUUCUGCAGGAGGCCUUGCGGUCAGUUCAGCGUCUAGAAAGCCUGUCGAAGGCAGUGGCAGACGCCCAUGCUCAUGCAACCCCUGAUCAUCAAGCAACCAAUUCAACUAAAGCACAGGAUGCUAUGCCAGAACAAGGCCGCUUGCAAGUUGAGCUCGAUGUGUUGGGCCAACAGCUGCUGGCCUUGGAGCACUCGGCCCGUGCCGACCAUUUGAUGAGCAUCGUUGGUGAGAUGGAGUCAGCUGUUGCAAACCACACAGAGCUGGUGUUCGUCAAAGUGGAGACCCCACUGGUGCGUGCUGCACGAAAUGGCUGGUGGGUUGUAUUGAAAAACGCAAACUUUUGUCCCGCUGAUGUGCUCGCCCAGUUUGCCUGCUUGUUGGAAGAGCCCCGAACCCUGCCCAACACGGUCGCUGGUAACUUGCGUGACGUUCAUCCAAAUUUUCGGCUGUUUUUCACCAUCGACCCGACGCGCACACACGGGCAACCCGUAAGCCAGGAGAUUCGGCAACACUGCAUCGAAGUGGUUUGUCCCGGUUUCACUUGGCAAACGACCGCCUCAACUUCACGCAUGCCUCCUGCCAACCAUGAGGAUGGAGCCCGCCUCAGCCUGGCUGUUCAAACGAAUAUGGUGGCCGCCGGCCUUGACUCACCUCCUGUGGCAGCAUUCUUGGUCUGCCUCCAUCGAGAGUGCUGCAUGAAUCAAGCUUCGCAAGAGACAGGGUUGAGCAUCAGGACACUUUUCGAGCUAGCCCACUCGAUAGCUACCCGUGCAAAAAAGCUUCAAGACGGCUGCGACACUGCAGCGAUUGUCAUCACACACGUUCGAGAGGCUUAUCCAAUUCCCGCGGGGGAAGAUGCAGCCUUUCAGUUUCUCAAACGAGUUGCGCGAAAAGCAAAGGCAGCAAAGCCUGCUAAAAGUGCUCUGCAUGCUUUUGUGCGCAAUGAUGAAGGCAGAGCAAAGGUCUGGGAUGCCAUGUUUGCUGCUGUCUUGAGCUUCUGCGAAGCAAAGUUUUCGCAGACCAUGUGGCAAAAGUAUGCAGGCAAAGCACACGAGGUUUAUUUGCCACCACCAACAAGCAUAGGUCAGGAUGCAACCACAGCACGGCAAUUCAUAGCUAAUGCUCUGCGUGGAUGGCUCGGUGAGACCAAUCUACAGAAAGUCCCUGAGAUGAGUGAGCUUUUACAUAGCAAGGUUGUGCCGGCCCUUGAGCAAUUGCGCGCAUAUGUACGGAUGACCAAAAGUAUGCAGCAUCGUGAGCUCCUUGAGUCACUCGUCACUUGCAUGUGGAACGUGGCACACUGCAUUCAAUUCAGCACCCACGAACUCUCGGACGUGCGAGACCAGCUCAAAGCGCGACACUCGGAGCUUGAACACUUGCACGACCACGCCCUCAACUCGUCAGCGCAAGUGUCUGCCGCUAUUGUCAAUGCCAUGCUGGACACGGUGUUGUGUAUGCCUUUUUCGCAGCAUGAAAGCGAUGUAACGGUGCUUGAUGCCCUUGCCCAGAUGCAGACUUUUGCUCCCUAUGUAGAGCAGCUACAAAGAGCUAUCAGCAAGGUCAACUUGUAUGUUUCAUUUGGCAUCCAAUGCGCCAACGUUGGCUUGAAGAUCCCUACUUUUGAAGAAGAUGCUUUGGUGGACCAGGGUCAGGCAUUGAUCAAGCAUCUUAUUUUUGCAACUCGGGUGCUCAAAGGCCACAGAGUGCUUGCUUUGACUCUGUCGGAAUCAGGCAUUCAAGAGCGCUGCCAGGAGCUUCGGGAAGAAGAGCGACUGAGCCGCGAAUGCAACGAGGAUCUGAUUCAACUGGAAGGCAGUCUCCAACAGCUAUUGAGCAAAAUUGGGCAUUGCGAGAUUCGAGCACACCUUGAAGCAGUAGCCCGUCAGCAACCCAGCUGCCUGCCACUUCACUUUGUCAUGGACCAAUCUGAGAUGUCAGUCAUCCAAGAGCAGUUGGCCUCCUUUGAUCAGCUGCAAGCCGAUUUGGUGCGCGUCACAGGCAACGCUGAAGAAGCGAAGCGUAGACGCGAUGAUGCCCUGCAAGCUGCACAUACAGCUUUGGAUCGAACUUUGCAGUGCUAUCAAGACGUUGUUGAUGAAGUCUCGCAGUGGGACGACACAAGCAGCACCAAUGUCACAGAGUGCCUCCAACCCGGCUUUGCACGUGUUUACCACAUGCUUGGCCUUUUGCAAGAAGCCAUCCUCGGGGUUGAGCGGGCUAUCCAAGAGUUGCGUCAGGAUGCUCAAGAUUCGGACAAGUUCUUGGCCUUUAUCCAAGCUCGCAAACGUCAUGAGCAAGCCGCCCAAGCCCUGGGUUUACCAAGUACAAGCAGUGUUGCAGUUCUUGAAGAACUUUUGGAUGCGGUGCACAGGGAGGCAAUUUGCCGAUCUGAGUCCUUGUGCCUUCGGGCUAGUUUGGGUUACUGUCCGACGGACGCAGGCAUUGGUGAAAAGGCCCUUUUGCAAGAGUGCAUCCAACAUGUUUGCCUCAGGGACAUGCAAGUGGAGUAUAGCCUCUUCAUUUACGAACUGAUCAAACGACCCGUGCCCAGUCUACGAGCAACCAAAGGCAUUGAAAAUCUAUGUGAGUUGCUUGCUGGCGUACCAGAAAAUGCGCAACAGAUCCAAGACCAGAUGAGGGCCUUGGUACAGGUGGACCCUGGUUUUGAGUCCGAUAUGUUGCAUUUGGAGCAGUUGCUGAAACCGCGCCAACAGGAAGACUCGGCAAGCACUGAGGCACACAAAGUCUUUGACAGCGUUGUUGAAGACCUCCAAAAAAUGCUGCGCAAAGCACCAAGGGAAUCUCCCCUCGCAAAGUUCCUCGAGCACGCGUUGAAAAACUUGAAAGAAGCAAAGAGCACUGACUUGUCCCCUGACAUACUGUUGCAGAUACAACAAAACGCUCAAGAGUACUCAGCUAUUGCGCUUCCCGAUUACGAGUUGCCAGCUACAAGCAAAGAAUCGAUUGAAGCCGCCAGGGACUACUUGUUGUCUUCCUUCUCGCCAACCACAUUUGAAGAUUAUGAAGCCGCUUGUUUCAAGGCCCACAAGGCAGCCCCAGCACCAGACUCGCCUUUGGCAGAUUGGGCGGCUUGGCUUGAGCAACGAAUUGCGUUCUUUCAAGCACGAACUGCAAUGCAAAGCUGCUUUGAAAGGCUUCUGCAGCGCAUUCAAACAGCCCCAGCCAACAUCGUGAUCGGCUGCUUGCAUGUGGUGCAUGAGAUACGCAGCUGCAUGGCAAAGCCGCGCCGAGAUGUAGCGCCUGCACUGUAUGAGCUGGACGCCGCAACCAAAGCAACAUUACUCGGGGCUUUACCAUUCAGGUCGGCCCCGGAUACUUCUGAAGAUGCAAAUGCAGAUGCCUGUACCACGAUUUCAUCACUGCUGAUUGAGCUUGCAAGUUCGGAACAAGUGUUUGAUGAGGCGGCCAUCCGAGGCCAGCGAGUCAGCGACAUCCACAAGGAAUUGAUCAAUUUUUUGGCAGCCGAUCAGAAUUCUGAAGCAACGCAAAGUGCGCUACAGGAGUUUGUCUCGCGACAUGAACAGCUUUUAUCAUCUCCGUUCAAGCUUUCGUUCCGUGUCUAUCAAGCUGUGCAAACUUGGACAUCCUUGCCUUUGCCAGAAAUGAGCUGGGGUGCGCAAGAGUCCGACGCCAUUUCGACUGACAACGAAACUGCCUGUGAGUUGAGACGCGUCAUGCGUCUGGGAGGUGGAGUUCAAGCUUUGGUAGCCAAGCUGUCCUCAAUCUCCUCCAGAACCGGGCGUGGGUCUUCCAUGGCAAAGCGCAUUCUGCGGGCAUUGCAUUUGCAAGACCACUCGAUGCACGCCGCUUUUGAGCUCCCAAAGUUCUAUGAUCACACCGCCGUUUUUGAUGCGUGUGAUCUCCUGUUGAAGCUGCAGGUGGCAAGCUUGUGGCCAACUCAGACGGCGCACUCCACUGAGCCUGUGACGAGCUUCUUGUGGGCCUUCCUGACCCCAUCCCACGUUGAAAGCUUGGCGCCUGUUGCAGAGCCUAGCCCUCACCACGCUGCGCUGAAGGAAUGGUCCCCCGUUGAAAAACAUUGGUGCCCAUCAGCAUCUUUGGGAGAUUCGGACGAGGCGGCUGAGUGGGGCACGCGCGUGUUCCUGCUGCUCAAGUUGUGGCCCGCAUAUUUUUCAGCAUGUGCGGCGAGCGGCACGUCUUCAGAGUUGGAGCAAGAGGCUCGUCUACUCAUGUUGGAACAGUUGCCUGGGCUUGUUCUUAAAUACCUGCAGCACAUUGUCACCGAGACAGCACACUUGUUUUCCUCUGAUUUGUUGACCGCCUAUGGUUCGCUCGAUUUGACCAGCUGUACCCUCGAUAGUCCAAUCUUGCACCAGCCACUCAGCGCUGUGCAGCUACUCAACAGCGUCAACGUGCAGCUCCAGAGAGAAAAAAGCACUCUGGGCGAAAAGCUACAAAAUGCUCUGCAAGAGGUGAAAGACUUGAUGCGUCAUACCGGCACCCACAUUCGCGGGGGUCGAGCCGAGAAAGCGCGCGAGGAGCUUCAACAGCAGGUGCGGGGCGUAGUGCUCGACGGCUGGGAGUACUCAUACGCAAAGAAUGAGGCCUUUGCGUGGCUGAAGAAGGAAGAAGCCAAUUUUGAUGGAGAUGUGCCUCGCGAGGUGUACAUGUACCGUGUUGUGUUUCAUGUGAAACCUUCAAGUGCUGCUUCUGUGCGAGAAUCGGUAAAUGUCCAGGGUAUUGGCUAUUCUCCUGUUCAUUUUAUCAUUGGCGACGAACGCGGAUGCCAUUUCAAUCUGUUGGAGUAUCGCGGUCCUUUAAUCAGCAUUACACUGCGACAUCAGGAGGAUCAGAACAUCCCAUGGUGGUAUUGCAACCGCCUAUACAUCACGUCAAGCCGAGUUGCAUGGGGGCCAGUUGCCCGAAAUGACAGCUGGUAUUACCUCAAGCGCAAAGUUGAGCAAUGCCCUCGGCCCAUCGCUUUGGACAAGCAACUGGACGAGCUUGUCAAGCAGUUUACCAGCCUGGAAGACACCAGCCUCGCCGCUAGCAAAUGGGGAGAGAAUCUCAAGCAAUGCCUGUCCAGCACUCACAACAAGCAACUGCAGGGCGUAUAUGCACAGCUCGAAGCUGAUCGGUUCAUACGUCAGGCUCAGCUUAAGGCUGAACUCCGAAAGCCCGUUGAACUGGAGGCCAACGCCAGCGCCAAACGAUUGCGCACUCACGCCAGCAUUGUGACCGAGUGGUCGCAAAAGGCAUCCGAAUGCUUAGCCGCGCCCAAUUUGGCACGUGCUUGUCUAGAGCAGAGGCGAAUGCAGAGCGGGCAAGGUGCUGAGCUGGUUUUUGACUGUGAGAAUGAGCUCCCGACGGCACAGCUCGUCUUUGUCCCCGAGCUUUGGAAGGUGAGCACAGUCCAGCAACUGAGCGUGCGCUUGAUCAACAAUACGGGCUCUCGCCUGCGCUUUCGGCUUGUGGGAUCUCUGAAGAACUUUUCACACGACUUUGCCGUGCAAGUUGGCUCCAUCGACGACGGUGCUGAAGAGGUCCUAAACGUAACUUUUACGCCGCAGCAUGCAAACCUUUGCGAUGAAGUCCUGCAACUCGAUUGGACGCUUGACGGCGGUGCGUUUGCUGAGGCAUCUGCAGAGGUCAAUUCUCUUGAAGAAGAUAGCGAUGAUGAUUUGUUGGCCGAGGCGCCAGCUGUCGCCUUCCGCAAAGGUUGUGCAACUGUUCGGCUCUUGGGAGCAGCAGUCUUGCCAGCUCUGAAAGUAAGCACGCAAGCGCUAGAACUGCCAGUGGUGCGCUGUGAUGCAGAAGAGUGCGCCCCUGAGCCCGGGUUUAUUGAAAUUUCAAGCCAAUGCCAACUCCCCCUGCAAAUUGCAGCGGUGCUCAAGUGUGAAGCGGAGGAGGGUCUAUUUGCUUUCGGGGAAGAACGCACUGCUGUUUCGACCGCUCCUCAGCGGCUGAUCAUGGCACCUUCCGAAAAAGUCCGUCUUGUCAUUACUCCCCAAAUCUCAAAGGCCUGGCAAGAGCGUGGUGGCACCAUGCAUGGCGAACUUCACCUCUACCUUGACCCAUCCCAAAAGCAACAUUUUGUUGUUGUUCCCCUGUCUUGUCGGAUUCUGCGUCCCAGACUGCGUCUCGAGCUUAGAAGCCCAACGGGCACGGUGAUUGAGAUUGCAACAGAUGCCACCACUGAUGUCGAGUGUGCUCCCUUUCGACCGUGGGCACCGCAAUCGUGGCAGCUGAUGGUGCACAACGACGGUGAUCUACCUCUGCGCGUCCACCAGCUUGAGUUGAGCGAGCGGCCUGGCCAGCUUCGGCUCCAAGCCCCUGUUAAAAGAAAUGUGAGCAUUCUACCAGGUACACACAAACUCACCGACUUGAAGUUGGAGGUGGAUGGGUGGCGUCACUUUGUUUUUCCCAUCGACCAAUCUGUCAACGUGUGGACCAACGAUCCCUCGACACCUCGGGUCGACUGGCGAAUGAGGUCGAAAUUUGAGGGCACCGAGCUUACAUUGCUCUCACCACGCGAGAACGUGUGCAAACUUGAAGUGAAUGAUGCCCUGAAAGGUUUUGAUCUCGAGCUGAACAUCAAGAACAAAGGUGCCUGUAGCGCACAGCUUCUUCACGUGUCCACAUCGCCUGGUCUCCAGGCUCAACUGCCCACAUCCACGCGCACAAUCUCCGCAAAUCAGAUGAGCAAGAUUCAACUUCACUGCCGUCUACUUCAAGAACGCGGUGGUGAAUUUGACAUCAGUGUUGUAACGACCGCGGUCAACAAAGAGCUCAAGCUGAAGUUACGAGUGACUUUGCACCAACCAGAACUGGAAAAGUUACCUGAAAUUUGGUCUUUGGGCGCCUUGACUCGCUCGUGCUCUCCGUCUUUGGCUCUACAAAACAUCGGUGGCUCCCCACUUGUUGUCAAGAUUGACUUGUGUCUCGAAGCUUGUUCAGCAAAUGCCAGGCGCGCCCACGCGGAAUCCGAAGCAGGCGACCACGCCAUCAAGGUCACCAAACUUGGCCUGAUCAAGUCAAUCAGGCUGACAAACCGGCUUGAAAUCCCGCCGCAAGGAAGCCGUCCGCUCACUAUAAAUUUGAAGCUGCCUGAGAACCAAAAGGAGUGGGAGAAACAACUGGAACGCGCCCUUGACCAGCUUCCGAUGAACAUGCUGUAUCAAAUUGUGCUGCGUUUGACCACGAAUGAAGUGGUCGCAAAUGAGCAUGGCGAGUCUGGGCCAGCAAUCUAUCAUCUUGCACUUCAGAUGGCCGUCAUGCCCCAGCCCAGCGUCCCACGCUCAUACACGGCUGCUAUUGCAGAAGGCAGUGAUAACUUUGAAGACGGCGUCUUGAUGGCUCUCAGUGGAUGCAAUGGCACCGUUUCCAAGGAGGCUUCGCAAGCCUUGACAAACGCCUUUGGCUUUGAACCCCAACGCUGGUCUAAGAGUACAACAAAUAACUUGCUCGCUGAACUUACUGAGCACGACUUAUCAACUGACCAGGCCAUCCUUGCUUCUGCUGACGCUUGGAGUCCUGACAGCGUCGUUCAAGGCUAUUUGCUGGCCUUGCAACUGACGGGCGCUGCAUCUCCUCACGUCGAUCGAUGGCGGGAGAGGGAUGAAGAGUUAUCUCUACCACAGUUGAAGGAGAAAAUUCGCGCGCUGGUCCUUGAUGACCCGGGUCAGUAUCCUUUGACUGCUCUAGCACUCAGUAACACAGAUCGGCGCGAAUGCUGUCUACGCGCUUUGCAAAACGAUGUGCACUGCCCCAUUACGUCAAUUGCGCAAGUGCAACAAGCUUUGAAGCUGGACGAAAGUCGAUGGUACCGCUUCAUGGAAAAGUCGACGGAAGCGAUCAUUGACGACCUUGUUGGCUUCAAAUUGAGCCCGAUGUGGCCCCGAAUCUUGGAUGAAGCAUUUAGCAAGGAGCUCGAGGCUGACUUGUUGGUCUUGUACUGCAAUCGCAAGCUGGGUGUCACACUGACAUCGGAAGAGGCCAAUAUGUUACUGGUUGCAGAGCAUGAGAACUCACGAGAGAGCUGGUAUGAAGCCAUUCUGUGCAUUGGUGGUGCAAUUGUUGGGCCUGAAUCUCACUUCUCGCGGUCUGUUGAGCUCGCUCGACGCGGUCUGAAAGCCUCAGCAGAUGACCAGCUAGAGAGCAUUUUGCGGGCACUAUGGGUUGGGCUGGUCGGCCUUGGUGCUGUGAGCAGCAUCCCAGCGUGGCUGGAGGCAGAGUCCUCUGACGUCGUACAAACAGUGUGUGAGUUUUUUAAAGUGGACAAGCCUCAACGCACCCUUCAAGAUGUGCUCGUAGCGCUCAAGGACACAAGAUUCUUGUCAGGAGAGGAGCGCGACAAACUCAAGGACGUCUUGGAAAAUCGAAACUCACCUACAAGUCUAGCCUGGAUGCUGUUGCGGCUAAUUAUGCAGUAUUCCAAGCCCAGCACUUCACACGACGAGACGCUGUUGGAUGAACUAUUUGAUGCUGCAGAGGCGCUGUUGGCCAUAAACGAGCCGUGUCAUCAAGCCCUGGCCAUCGUGGUCGCUCAGAUUUCGUCUUCACGAUUAGAUGAGGAGGACGGCAAAGACAUCGAGGCAGCACAUGUGGAAGAGGAGUCCUUGCUUCAAGCGGCUAUGCCACAAAAGGCGGGGCUGAGAGGUUUGAUGACCAAGGCCGUGGCAGCCGUGGCAAGCGCGUUCAAAGGCAGCCAACCCGCGAAAAAGGCAAGGAAAGGGAAGAAAAACCAGAAGAAACACAAAAAGAAGAAAAUUGCAACUGCAGACCGGGGCAUGGCCGCAGCUUUGCACUUUGUCAUUGCAGUCCGCGGCCUCGACCACGAAGAGCUCACACAACAGCUGCAGCCGCUGCAAGCCUUCAAAGUGCACAACACAGCAAAAGAGCUUCUCAUUUCCUUGCAACUUUUGACCAAUGAUACCUGGGAGGCUGUGACAAACCUGACUUUAUCGACCAAUGCUAUCGAUCAGGCGCACGCCUUGGCCUGCUUUUUGCAAGACAAUAUUGCCUUGCAAUGCCUGGAUGACUUGACCCGGCCAUUAUCGCAACUGGUUUCUUGCGAUUGGUGGCCAGUUGAUGAUAUUUGCCAAGCCACGACAUUAAUGUUGCAUGAUGUACCUACAAUCGCCAUCUUGAGCACAUUUGCAAGCGAAGUCCCACGCCAAUCUCCACACGAUUUUUCGUCCGAUGAGCUCAAUGAUCUCGAGUGCACCAUCUGCAUGGAUAUUCCAACUGAUCCAAUUGAUGUUGCGGGCCAUGUCUUUUGCCGCAAAUGCAUUCUCAAGUGCGCACAUGACGGCCUUGCUCACCCCUUGACAGGAGCUCCGUUGCCUCCUGAAGCCGACCUGGCCGCUCAGCCCAAAAUAGCAAGCUUCGCCAAGCUUUGCCAAGAAAAACAGCGCAAAGUCCAACUGGCUCAAAUUUUCCAGAACGGUGUCUGGCCCGAAGUUCAAGCUUUACUUUGCGCAAGCCGCUGGCAAUGGCCUAAUGUACCUGCAACCGCGCGCCAUCAGCUGCCCUUUUUACAGAUGCCUGACAUGCCGCACACAGAUGCUUCAAUGGCUACGCCAACCUUGCACAGCAACUGGGAUGAGCCAAGCCAUGAUUAUCACCCGCCAGACAGCAACAGUAAUGAUGAGAAACCGCUCCUCGUCGCGUGGGCCGACCGUGCCAUUAGCGUAUUGAUUGCACCUCCGACGCAAGUGCAUCUUGAGACUUUGCGCGAGGAGCUGGCACGCACGAGCGUCUCGUUGACUCCUGAAACAGACCUUUGUGGGCCAACCGUGCCGUGGCAGUCGACCGCUGGAGAGCCCCUUGAGUCUCUCAGCGCCUUGUGCCAGUUUAUUGAAUGCAAUGAGCAAAGCAUGCAGGCCCUUUUGCAUAAAAUGGACGGUCUCGUAGCCAGUACUCUGCAUGAUCGACCUGCUCAACUGCUAUGGCAGCGGCUGUUGACAUAUCUGUGGAAUACAAAGACGGCAUUGCGACUCUCGCAGCUUCAAUCAAAGCACCUGCGCGAUUUGCUCGAGGGCUUGACCGCAACGCGAAGGCAUGAAAUCUAUCACACUUUUUUGAGCCUCGCCCCACCGAUGUUAAGCGAAAAUGAAGCCCAGCAAUUUGCACGGUGGCAAAACUGGCUGGCUUUGCCGGCCUCGCGUAUAUGUGCAUCCGAAGGCUUUGCAUGGCUUGAUGCCGAAGCGUCGGAGGCUGAGCUCCCCGCCUUUGACACGCCCCGGCAUCCAGCAACCUCCAUCAAGCGAGCGCAGCGCCAGUACAAGCAGCUCCAUGAUGUGCAAAACUCACGCCUACAGAAGUUGGGAGAUGAGCAGCGCGCCAAACAAGAGCUGGAGCGACUUGCAGGAUCGCGCUCACACGCAAGGCCGCACACCAACGUUGCACCUCAAGAUGAUUUAGCGCAACCUGUGUCCCAUGCGACCGUGCUGGAGAGUAAGGCCCUGCGUGCUGCCCUGAGUAGUAGCGCGCGUGUUGUGGAGGCUGUGAGCGAGCGAGCCGCGACGCAUGCUAGCACUGCUGGACCCGCCGUAGACUUGAGCAAGGUGCAACACAUUGCCUUUGAAGCAUCGCUCGGCUCUGAAAAGCGUGCGCCUCAGCGCGUUGCAGUAGAGCUCAAUGGAGAUUUGCUUCGAGCUGCACAAGAACAAUUUCGUCGCACACGAGGCAGGCAGGUCGUCCGGGCAGUGGGCUUGCUGGAUCCGGACGCCAAACUGAACGUCAUCGAGUUGGCCGACGCCAUGGACGGUGAUGAUCUUUACCAGAGCUGGAUUGCAAAGCUGAGUGGGCUUGCUCAGGACCAGAUCUUUGAUCUCACACGUUGCAUUACACGAGCCCUUCAAGACAAGCCUGGCCGCUCCGUUGCUCUGGAGCUUGUGUUGGUCGUAGACAAUUCUCUCUCCAUGGGUGGCCAAGAAGGGGCUCUUGCACGUUUUGCGGUUGGCCUGCUUCUGGAAGCUCUUCGCCGCCUGGAGCAACCCACGGCCGUCUUACGUUUUGCCGGACCCGGCGCAUUGACUCUUCUAAAGGGUUUUGACGUCCCUGCAUCCUGGGACGUUAUUGAGCAGGUCCUGCUGCGUAUGUCCUUCCAGCAAACUGGUACGGCCAUCGCCGACGCCGUGUCCAGUGCCGGUCGGCACCUGCGCAAACUGCGUGCCAAUCGAGCUGACACAGCUGUACAGACGGAGUAUGUGCAGUGUAUGAUGCUUGUGAGCGAUGGCAUUUCGGGACAAGCUCGCGUUUUGGAAUCCGAGGCCGAGUCUAGCUUGACCAAGGUGUUGCGAGACGUUCGUCAGCAAGGCGUGCAUUGCACCUGCUUGCAGGUCGCUUCCACGUCCGAGGAUUCGAACUCAAUGGCAACAGCUUUUGAAGAUCGCAUGGCACUGCAAGUUAUCGAACCUGCGGUGGCAAACAAGCUAGGAGGAAUGCUUGGUCAGCUUUUUGCUCAUCGAAUCAGAGAUCACUUGUUGCGUCAAAAAGUCACUACUCAGCCGUGCCCCGCCUUUCCGAAGCCUCGGUUGAGCUCGGCCCACACUUCCACGAAUGCACAGCUUCAGACAACGCAGUGGCUGCCCAAGUUCCGACGAAACGAGGGAGACACGCUGGUGCACUUUGAGCCGACCCAAACUGUACAGUCUCUGCGUCCAACGCCAUUUCUAACUUCCAAAGAAUUGGCACUUCUCGAGCGCGAGCAUAUCGAGCAUCGACAAACGGUGGACGUAGAUGCUCAGGCGCUUGAAUGGUGGGCACAAGCACGCCGCGACUUAUCGCUGCCCAUCAACGCAAUUGCCGAUGUGCUCGAGGAACGCCUGAAUGCCAAGUCAUCCGUUCGCAAGCGCACCGGAUUUAAGACAGGCAAAAGCAUUGAUCCUCAGCGCCUCAUGCAGUGCAAGGCCACCCACUGGACUUCCCAGGACUACUGGCAACGCUAUGUACCUGAAGGACGGCCGGCCUACAAGUUUGGGCUGGCCUGUGAUAUGUCAGAGUCUACCAACCUAGAUGACAUGCACGCUCGUCAAGCAGAGGCCGUGAUCACGCUGCUAGAAGCCUUGACAAACUUUGGCAUUCAUGAUGCACUCGUAUACGGGUUUGGCAAUGACGAUGUAGUGCUGGCCAAGGAGGCCAGUGAGCGUCUGGACGACAAAGUGAAAUCGGCCAUCGUACACUUGCUGGCCCAUGCCGGCACUGCUGGGGCUAGCCGAACACCUUUGGGCCAAGCCAUUUGUGCCGGGGUAGAUAUGCUUGUCCAAUCGACGCUGGCAAACGAGACCGGCUUUCUUUUUGUGCUGGGAGAUGACGGCAACAAUUGGCUCACCCCUUCGGCCAAGGACUAUGCUGCCCAACACGGUGUGCAAGUGAUUCGCCUCAAGCUCGGCACUAGCCCAAGACAUCGUGAGGCCGAGGUGCUGAAUGUCAUUGAAGCGCCUUCUGUUUUUGAAUUAACUGGUGGUCUCGACGCACUGUUAUCGCAGUUCAACGCAAACACACCCAUCAGCAGCACGCAAAGUUCUCACGAUUCAGUCCUUCCACCAGCCCCCGACGAUCUAUUUGAAAAAGUUGAGCGUGUCUUGAGCCAGCCUAGCCCCAUGACGGCCACGCUUGCAGCCCAGGCGGAGGCGAAUCAGCUGACGGAAAUCCAUGUCGAGCUGACCCGGGGAGCUGACAGCACCUUCAACGUGGACGUCGACCUGGCUCUUGCAAUGGAUUGCACGGGAUCGAUGGGCUCAUGGAUCGCAGCGGGCAAAAGCCAGUUGGCACAGAUUGUUCAGCACGUGCAAAAUCAAGUUCGCGAGCGCUUUGGAGAACUGGCGUCACCCCGUAUUCGUGUUGGCUUUGUGGCUUAUCGUGACUACAGUGACGGCCCAAACUUGGUCGAUUCGAUCGAUCUGACAACCAAUGUGCAACAGGUCAUCGCUAAAAUCAACGCUCAGGUGGCCACCGGCGGCGGUGAUGGCCCCGAAGAACCGGCAACUGCGUUAGAAUUGAUUGCGGAGACUUUCAGCUGGCGGGCAGAGAGCAUGAAGUUGUUAUGUCUCGUGGCUGAUGCCCCUCAACACGGCCAACCGUUCGUGAGCUCGGGUGAUAGCUACCCUGCUGGACCUCCCGCGGGCUUUCCCAAGCAUGGCCAGUCCCACCUCACCCGAGUUCAAAACGCGAUGCGUCUCUUGAAAGAGAAAAAUGUGCGUUUCACCUUUGUGCACAUCAACUCAUACACGGAUGCCUUCGAGACAGCCCUUGCUGGGAUGUAUCCCGCCGAAGAAUUUCGCAUCCUCAACCUGGGUGACAAACCUGAGGCGCUGGGAGGGUCACUUCAGGAGCAGCUCAGCAUUAUGCUGGCAGAUCUUGGGUAG
Molecule: messenger RNA, 21786 nt
Organism: Monosiga brevicollis MX1
Lineage: Eukaryota; Choanoflagellata; Craspedida; Salpingoecidae
Exons: 5
Coding region: 1-21786 (7261 amino acids)
Biological process (GO): rRNA processing; ribosomal large subunit assembly
Cellular component (GO): preribosome, large subunit precursor
Molecular function (GO): ATP binding; ATP hydrolysis activity
Source: RefSeq, a predicted model, not a curated record